AUGCCUCGGCCGGGCCGCAACACCUACAGCGACCAGAAGCCGCCCUACUCGUACAUCUCGCUGACGGCCAUGGCCAUCCAGAGCGCGCCGGAGAAGAUGCUGCCGCUGAGCGAGAUCUACAAGUUCAUCAUGGAGCGCUUCCCCUACUACCGGGAGAACACGCAGCGCUGGCAGAACUCGCUGCGCCACAACCUCUCCUUCAACGACUGCUUCAUCAAGAUCCCGCGGCGGCCCGACCAGCCGGGCAAGGGCAGUUUCUGGGCGCUGCACCCCAGCUGCGGGGACAUGUUCGAGAACGGCAGCUUCCUGCGGCGCCGCAAGCGCUUCAAGGUGCUCAAGGCCGACCCGCUGGCGCCCAGCAAGCCGGCCGAGGCGGCGCAGUUCCUGCAGCAGCAGGCCAAGCUGCGCCUGGGCGCCCUGGCCGCGCCCCACCUGCCCCCAGGGCCCGCCGCCUACGGGCUGGGCGUGGCGGCUCCCGCCGGCUCCGGCUUCAAGCACCCCUUCGCCAUCGAGAACAUCAUCGCCCGCGAGUACAAGAUGCCCGGCGGCCUGCCCUUCCCGGCCGUGCCCGCCAUGCCCGCCGCCUACCCGCUGCCCAACCAGCUGGCGCCCGGCUGGCCCCACGUCUACGGCUCCGGCAUGCUGGACCCCAUGGGCGGCGCGGGCGACUACGGCGCCUACGGGGUGCCCCUCAAGCCUCUGUGCCACGCCGCCGGCGGGCAGACGCUCCCGGCCAUUCCCGUGCCCAUCAAGCCGGCGCCCGCCGCCGCCGUGCCCGCGCUGCCCGCCCUGCCGGCCCCGCUGCCCGCCAUCCUCUCGAACUCGCCGCCCUCGCUCAGCCCGCCCUCCUCGCAGACCGCCGCCAGCCAAAGCAGCCCCGCCACCCCCAGCGAGACCCUCACCAGCCCGGCCUCGGCGCUCCACGCCGUCGUUGCCGUCCACUGA
This is a messenger RNA of Eublepharis macularius, 945 nucleotides long. It is a transcript of the gene FOXB1, whose product is annotated as forkhead box B1. Gene Ontology annotation, biological process: regulation of transcription by RNA polymerase II; cell differentiation; anatomical structure morphogenesis. The record is from RefSeq and is a predicted model, not a curated record. The transcript has a single exon. Gene Ontology annotation, molecular function: DNA-binding transcription factor activity, RNA polymerase II-specific; RNA polymerase II cis-regulatory region sequence-specific DNA binding. NCBI's taxonomy places the organism in Eukaryota, Metazoa, Chordata, Lepidosauria, Squamata, Eublepharidae. The coding region runs from base 1 to 945 and encodes 314 amino acids.